Ixodes scapularis (black-legged tick) is the source of this 882-nucleotide messenger RNA. RefSeq names its product carbonyl reductase family member 4-like. The record is from RefSeq and is a predicted model, not a curated record. The transcript is spliced from 3 exons. Gene Ontology annotation, molecular function: oxidoreductase activity, acting on the CH-OH group of donors, NAD or NADP as acceptor. NCBI's taxonomy places the organism in Eukaryota, Metazoa, Arthropoda, Arachnida, Ixodida, Ixodidae.
AUGCUCCACGUCCCCCUUUUUAGCCGUAAGCUUGUGUGUUUAUUUUUGUGUUGCUUUAUUAACGCGUUCAACGCAGAAGAAAUAAGUAAAGCUGAACUGGUGAAAGAAGUGGAGGCUGUCAAGAAGCUGAAGGCACCACUUUUGGUUGGUAAGGUGGCAAUUGUCACUGGUGGAGCCAGCGGAAUAGGACGGAGUGUCUGCCAGGUACUGGACCGAGAAGGUGCUAAAGUUGUCAUAGCCGACAUCAAUGACGCAAAAGCAAAUGAAACCCUCAGUCUUCUAAAAGGACAGAACCACACGGCAAUUCACACCGAUGUGUCAGUCCGGGAAAAUGUAACACACCUUUUUCAAAAAGUUGAGGAAAUAUACGGGACCGUCCACAUUGUUAUCAAGAGUGCUGGAAUCGUCCAUACACCAUCCUUCGUAACAAAUGUAACUGAAUCGUAAAACAACUAACGUAUUAUUCUUUAAUUACAGGGCACUUACCUUGUCACUCAAGCAGCUGUGAAAUCGAUGCUCAAGAAUGAAAACGCCACAGGCGGGACCAUUUUAAACAUUGCCAGCGUAUCUGGCAAGGGCGGUCGCCGGUACCUGAGUGCUUACUCGGCUUCGAAGGGCGCCGUCAUCUCCUUUACCAAAUCUGUGGCGCUGGAAGUUGCACUCAAGGAGAUUCGCGUCAACACUAUUCUCCCUGGUUUCACGGACACACCCAUGACACAGGGCACCCCCGAGGAAGUUAGAAAAUGCAUAAUUGAGGAGAUUCCAAUGAAGCGGGUCGCGAAACCGCUAGAAAUGCCUGAAACGAUUGUUUUUAUGUGCGGCCCGAGGAGCACGUACAUGGUAGGAUCGGCCGUCCUGGUGUCCGGGGGGACGUUCCUUUAA